This is a messenger RNA of Linepithema humile (Argentine ant), 1146 nucleotides long. The record is from RefSeq and is a predicted model, not a curated record. NCBI's taxonomy places the organism in Eukaryota, Metazoa, Arthropoda, Insecta, Hymenoptera, Formicidae.
UUGAUCAUUAGAUAUCAUUCUUUAUCACGCUUUGUUUGAUAAUAUAUUUAUAUAAGCGGGUUGCAGACUCUCUUAUUGCCGCAUUACUGCUCUCAGCAAUCUCGAACAUGAACAAAGUCCAAAGUAAUGAGCAUUUUUGCGUUUUCAGGAAUCAAAUUCAAUUGUAAUUUGUACGAAUUGAGCAUAAAUCGAGAGAAAAUCUUGGAAAAUACUUGCGUUUUGCUUUCAAUCUGACAUGUGCAUUUCAAAUCAAUUAUAAGCUGUUUUAUUACUUUUAUUUGAAUCUAUUUUUUAAUAUUGUGGUUGCCUACAUAUAAGAACGAACGAGAGAGUACCAGUCAGUUUGCGUGCCAAUGUGCGUCGGCUAUAAGGGAAUGCUCCUUAUUUAUAUCACGAGUUGUUUUCGAGUACAGUAAAUUAUCUAAAUUUUCUUUACAGAAUGCUGCCGAGACAGUUUGUUUAUAAUACUCGAUUACGUACAAUAACACGAUGGUUUACACAUAGCACUAUUAAGCGAGAAACCAACAAAAUGGAUAAAAUUCCCACACAAAAGAGUGCUGAAAACAUAAAAGAAACAGAUGGUAUCAUAGGAACACGUAUGCAUCGUGUGACUGAUUUUGACAAGAGAGUACUGGUUUGGGUAAAACGAUAUCCUAGUAUUGCAGAUGUUCCAAAGGAUGUUACAGUGGAAUGUCUACUUACUGCAAGGAGUAAAGCACGCAUCAAGGCUUGUAAUUAUAUGAUUAUUGGUACGCUAAUUGGUUGUGUAAUUGCUGUAAUACUUGGGAAAAGGCAAGCUGCUAGAGGAGAAACUUUAAGUAAACAAAGAGAGGAUUGGUUUAAUGAGAUGAUGGCAAAAGAAAAAAAUAAAUAAACAUGCAAAUACUUGGAUACCGGAUGUAGAAAUAUUCAGGACAAGUUUCCUAAGAAGUAUAGAUUGAUAUUAUAAAUCAAAUGUUAUUGUUAUUAUUAUUUCAAAGUGAUAUUUUUCAUAAAGUAAUAAACAUUUAGUUUUGAUCUUUCAUAUUUGGUAUGUAAAACAGUCUUUAUAAAAUAGUAAUCUUUAGCAAUGAUAAGAUAAUAGAAUACACUUUAUGUAUAUGGUUAUAUUUAUUGUAAAAUUAUAUAUUCAAAUAUUGAGGUUUA